UUUAAAAGCUCGCUUCAGUAAAGAACCGAUCAUUAGUUGACUCUCUCAGAAGAAACUUUCAGUUCCCUUUUUUAAGUCGAAAAGGGAGACUUUGUGAAGAUCGCUGAACGUCACUUUAUAGAAGAGGUUAAAACGCUCAGCCAAUUUUACAGUCUAAGGCAUUCUGCAAAUCGUAGGAGGUCCAUCAUGUACAGAGUUGUCAGAUCAAGGCUUCUUCACAUCUUUCUACUUCUGGUGUUGGUGAACCAAGUUUCACCUAUGAAUAUCAAAAUAGGUGCCUUAUACAGCAAAAACUCCGAAAGGCUUUUCAAGUUACUCGAAUACCUUUUGGCACACGAGCCACGGGAGCUUACCUUAAAAAAGACUUUCAUAUUGCAACUAGUGCCACUGAACGUUGAUGGUGAAGAUCUCCUCUCUCAAGAUGUGGCGAGGAAAUUAAGUUCUGUAUACGCUAUCAUUGACCUUGAUUGUAAGAACGAAAACGUUCUUGCUCUGAGCUCCCUUCUUCAAAGACCUUUGGUUAAAGUAGACAACAUUGACGAAGAAACGCCACACAAGUACGCGUUAUCAGUGAGACCGUCGUAUCGUGAUGUCUGUGAUGCUCUGUUUGAUAUGAUAAAGUUCUACUCAUUCACAAAAGUAGCCGUUGUUUAUGAUGCUCGCAAAGCGAGGCAGGCGUCUUUGUUCUUUGCAAAGGUUCGCAAGUGGCCAAGGUAUAAUGCAGAAAUGAUGCCAGAGCUUCCUCUAAACAAUCAGUACAAAGUGAGAGAGGCUCUCACAGCCUUACUGAAGGCACAUAUCAAACAAGUCGUUCUAUUUGCUGAUCAGAAGGACUUGGCAACCAUAAUGAACGAGGCACUAUUUGUGGGAAUCAAUGACAAAGACUUGAAGUGGAUAGCCUCAGAUCUGGAAGUGGCAGGUCCAAACAAGACUUACCCCUCCAUUCGCGGUCUGGUUGGACUGAGUCUUCAUCUCAGUAACACCACAGCGGCGAAGAGAUUAGAAAAUAUAUCAAAAAAUAAAGUCACUGUGCCUCGUGGAGCAAACAACUACUCAUCGGAAGGGGCUGUUUUUAUUGAAAGAAGAUGUUAG
This is a messenger RNA of Pocillopora damicornis (cauliflower coral), 1092 nucleotides long. RefSeq names its product glutamate receptor 2. Gene Ontology annotation, cellular component: membrane. Gene Ontology annotation, molecular function: signaling receptor activity; ligand-gated monoatomic ion channel activity. The record is from RefSeq and is a predicted model, not a curated record. Gene Ontology annotation, biological process: monoatomic ion transport. Lineage: Eukaryota; Metazoa; Cnidaria; Anthozoa; Scleractinia; Pocilloporidae.